AUGAUCUAUCUUCUCUUUUUAUUCACUGCAGCGACCUUCACCUACCGUCUCAACAACGAAACCAACGGGGAACAGACCCAAGAAGAUACCAUCAUUGUCCACUACGAAGACGGUCACUGGAGCACCCCGUAUUUCGACUGCGGUGGUGGCAACAUCUGGAUGAUGACGUAUACUGUCCCCUUCCUUGGCCGUAGACCCAAUGGCACCUACUAUUUCAAAGGAACGAGCGGUCUCGAUAUCGACCUGCGGGCUAUAGACAUCAAUCAAUGCAUCGAUGACAACAAUACCAACAUCUCAAAGGAGGAGAACAUCUUUUCAGACACCGAUAAAUGCGACAGAGCGUCACAAACGUGUGUCUUCAUUGAGAACCUGGGUUUCCGUCGCGGGUCCUACCAGUGCGUAUGUAAGAAGGGCUUCUACUUCCCCCAACCGAACAACGGGGAGAACUACUACAACGGCACCAUCCUGGAAGAACAGCAUGACCUGAAGAUAGCCGGACGAGAGAACAUCUACGACCAGCUGAUCUGCAAGCGAUGCGGUGAAGGCUGUUCGGAGUGUACAGAUGACCGGUCCUGUAUAUUCACCUUCAACUGGGCGCUGCGGAUCACGUUCCUGGUCAUCCAGUGCCUGACCAUCGUGGCCAUGAUACCCCUCUUCAUCUUCACCUUUCAGUUCAGAGACGUCAAGGUUGUAAAGGCAGCAAGUCCGGUUUUACUGAGAAUUAUUCUGAUUGGUGCAGUAUUUCUGUAUUGUCUGGCACUGGUCGGUUAUGGCGUUCCCACAGUGAUGAGAUGUACCUUAAUGCAAUGGUUCAAAGAAGUCGGAUUUUCAACCUUAUAUGGAGCACUUUUACUUAAAACAUGGAGGAUAUCCGUUGUAUUCCGGGUUCGAUCAGCAGCGCGAGUCCGGAUAACCGACAUGGACCUGAUAAAGCGGUUGGGUCUUAUCAUCGCUGUAUCACUCUUUUAUCUAAUAGUCAGAACGGUGGUGUCUCCCCCAACGGUGGAGAUUGGCAAAUCACUACAUGACUUAAAGGCAUACCAGUGCUCGUAUGAUUGGUGGGACUAUGCAGCAAAUAUUGGUAGCCUAGAAGGUGGGAUGGCUUCGGAACUAGAGCAGUAA
Strongylocentrotus purpuratus (purple sea urchin) is the source of this 1122-nucleotide messenger RNA. RefSeq names its product probable G-protein coupled receptor CG31760. Gene Ontology annotation, cellular component: membrane. Gene Ontology annotation, molecular function: G protein-coupled receptor activity. NCBI's taxonomy places the organism in Eukaryota, Metazoa, Echinodermata, Echinoidea, Camarodonta, Strongylocentrotidae. Gene Ontology annotation, biological process: G protein-coupled receptor signaling pathway. The coding region runs from base 1 to 1122 and encodes 373 amino acids. The transcript has 7 exons. The record is from RefSeq and is a predicted model, not a curated record.